Molecule: messenger RNA, 1128 nt
Organism: Capronia coronata CBS 617.96
Lineage: Eukaryota; Fungi; Ascomycota; Eurotiomycetes; Chaetothyriales; Herpotrichiellaceae
Product: actin, gamma
Exons: 5
Coding region: 1-1128 (375 amino acids)
Source: RefSeq, a predicted model, not a curated record
AUGGAAGAAGAAGUCGCCGCGCUCGUCAUUGACAAUGGCUCUGGUAUGUGCAAAGCUGGCUUUGCCGGUGAUGAUGCGCCACGAGCAGUUUUCCCAUCCAUUGUCGGCCGACCUCGCCACCAUGGUAUCAUGAUUGGUAUGGGUCAGAAAGACUCCUACGUCGGCGACGAGGCCCAGUCCAAGCGUGGUAUCCUGACCCUCAGAUAUCCCAUCGAGCACGGUGUCGUCACCAACUGGGACGACAUGGAGAAGAUUUGGCACCACACUUUCUACAACGAGCUGCGUGUCGCUCCCGAGGAGCACCCAAUUCUGUUGACCGAGGCCCCCAUCAACCCCAAGUCCAACCGAGAGAAGAUGACCCAGAUUGUCUUCGAGACCUUCAACGCUCCCGCAUUCUACGUCUCUAUCCAGGCCGUCCUCUCGCUGUAUGCCUCCGGUCGUACCACUGGUAUCGUGCUCGACUCCGGUGAUGGUGUCACUCACGUUGUCCCCAUUUACGAGGGUUUCGCGCUUCCUCACGCCAUUUCUCGAGUGGACAUGGCUGGUCGUGACUUGACCGACUAUUUGAUGAAGAUCUUGGCUGAGCGCGGUUACACUUUCUCCACCACUGCCGAGCGAGAAAUCGUCCGAGACAUUAAGGAGAAGCUCUGCUACGUCGCUCUUGACUUUGAGCAGGAGAUCCAAACUGCCUCCCAAAGCUCGAGCUUGGAGAAGUCCUAUGAGCUUCCCGAUGGUCAGGUCAUCACCAUUGGCAACGAGCGAUUCCGAGCUCCCGAAGCGCUCUUCCAGCCAAGCGUCCUGGGUCUCGAAUCUGGCGGUAUCCACGUCACCACCUUCAACUCCAUCAUGAAGUGCGACGUUGAUGUCCGUAAGGACCUGUACGGCAACAUUGUCAUGUCCGGUGGUACUACCAUGUACCCAGGUAUCUCCGACCGUAUGCAGAAGGAAAUCACUGCUCUCGCCCCAUCAUCCAUGAAGGUCAAGAUUAUCGCUCCCCCUGAGCGUAAAUACUCGGUCUGGAUUGGUGGAUCCAUUCUGGCGUCUCUUUCUACCUUCCAGCAAAUGUGGAUCUCCAAGCAGGAGUACGACGAGAGCGGUCCAUCGAUCGUCCACCGCAAGUGCUUCUAA